CCCAACGUCACCGCUGAUGUAAGCACCUUCGCCUUCGUCCUUGGAGAAGAAAACCCCUACCACACCGUUCUUUCUCCAUCGUGCAACUUUAUGCAGACGGAAUAUCUUUGCAGAUGGCGCGUGGGAGACCUAAAAGCUAUAUCGCCCCAUGCCGUUUUUGUGAUAAGCAAUUCAAGCGGCUGGAACAUUUGCAGAGGCAUGAGCGCACACAUACCCAAGAGAAACCAUUUGUUUGCCAGUGCGGUCGCUCGUUUUCCCGACAGGAUCUUCUCAGCCGCCAUGAACGGCUUUCUCAUGCGACCACAGGCGUAACGGAGACUCCUCGUCAGCUUUCGUCAUCACUAACCAAUUCUCAUGGCCGAGACGGAACCGAUCUGGUGGCAGAUUCACUGCCUCAAGUUUUGGGGGACAACAGUAUCAUGGAAAAUACCAGCUCGGCUUUGGAUACGGGCAGUUCAACACAAUCAAACCCUGCAUUACCCGUGACCCCUUUCAUGUUUGGCUCUUCCACCGAGAGCUUUUCUAAUCCGGGCUUUAUGCAACCAAAUGGUGACAGAUUGAAUGAGCUUGACCUGCUUGAUGAGAAUAGCUCAUUGGCCUUUCAUGACUUCGUCCCUUCUCAAUUCUUGGAUACAGACAUUUCAUUAUCUGAACUUCUUCAUCAGAGCUCCCUUCCGGCCAACCUGGACUUUAUGAGACCUGAGUUCCCAACAGCGCUCGCUGAAUCGAGUCCCCAGGCUCAACCACACUCUCCGACGAUACACCCGGGCCAAGAUUUGAACUCAGCCGCAUCGCCUCCUCCCAGAAUCCCAUCUAUUGAUGACCAACCAAACACCAGUCACUCCGACCUGGCAAACGACACAGCAGAAAAACCAUGGGCAGUGUCUGCUUCAGCCUACCAGGCGAUUUCCAACAAGCUGUCCCAGAGCAAAUCCAUUUUAUCUACCCCGAUAGAGUUCUCGCUUCCUUCCAGACAUACCCUUGCGCGCUAUCUCGAAGGUUAUUUCCGUGGAUUUCAUCAUCAUAUGCCUUUCCUUCAUUUACCAAGCUUUGACCCGGAAAAAGUCGAUAUGGAACUCUUUCUUGCACUGACCUCACUCGGUGCGUUAUAUCGCUUCGAAAAAGCAAGGGCCUACCAAAUGUACGGGGCCUGCCGGACUCUGAUAGACGAAUGCAUGCAAAGCCACCGUAAGCAAACAAUAGCACAAUUGACCACGCUAGCAGCAAGUGACACGGUAAGGCCUGUGUCGUAUUCGCCCUAUGAUGCUCACACCCCUCGACAUACCUUGGGGGCGGAGGGCGCCGUGGUAUGGGAAGCUCCGUAUCCAACUCUGCAGCAGGUACAAGCCAUGAUUAUCCUUAUGGCUAUGACAGCAUGGUGCGAAGAGCCACUUGUGCGGGAAAGCCUUGCCAUGAGCAGUCAGGUUGCUGUAUUCGUACGGUGUCUGGGAAUACACCAGGAUGACAACAUUAUUGGCCAGGAGGUGGAGUGGUCAGCUUGGAUCGCUCACGAAGAGCGGCGGCGUACUCUACUGGUAGCUUAUGUCUUCUUCAAUCUCCAGAGCAUCACAUUUAACAUCCCACCCAUGAUAUUAAGCCAAGAGGUCGCAAUUUGCCUACCGUCGUGUGAAGCGGAAUGGAAUGCCCCUUCCUUUACUACCUGGCAGCGGCACCGUGCACAGUCCCGCUUGCGCGAGCGUCCCUUUACCUCCACCCUUGACCAGCUCCUCAUGGGACAAAAUAUUUCCGACAAAGGAGCUGUGUCAGGAUUUUCUAACUACGUCCUCAUUCAUGGGAUUGUGCAGAAGAUCUUUCUUGACCGUCAAGCGGAAGGCUGUCAUGCGCAAGAGCUUUCUCAAACAUGGUCGAUGUCACUUAAAUCGACAGAGAAAGCCUUACGGGCCUGGCAACGGUCCUGGGAAGCGACGACGGAGUCAACACUUAAUCCCUCUUCUCCAAAAGGUCCUUUAGGGUUCAGUGCAACCGCAUUGCUCCGUCUGGCGCACAUUCGACUUAACGCCAACCUAGGGGCGUGCCGUGAUCUCGCCUCCGGUGAACCUGAGCGCAUUCGACAAGCUUGCACCAACACGCAGCUAUGCCCGCUCGCUCGCUCACCUUCCUUGGACCGAGCCAUCCUGCAGUGUAUCCAUGCCCUGAGUAUUCCGAUCCGUAUCGGUAUACCAUACGUGGCACAUACGCAGGCCCUCCACUGGAGCACCGAACACACUAUUUGCUACCUAGAGUGUGCCUUUCUCUUGACAAGAUGGAUGCAGGAGGCAGCAGAAGUUGUCCGCAUUGGCGGCAUGGCGGCCUUACGCGAUGAUGAACAGAAAUUGCUUGGUAUGACGCGCAACCUCGUGGGAGAAACCAAUCUAGAAGUGGUCGAUUCCACCGAGGAACCCUCUAUACAGAUUCGCCGGCUUGCAGCUGCUACAGCCCGGUUAUGGGCGGAUAUCUCUAGUGGAAUACAUGUAUUUCAUUUCGAGCAUCGAGUUGGUCUGUCUUUAUCGAUCAUUGCUGAUUUCCUAGAAUCUGAACUGUCUCGUUCCUAAACACUUUGCCCCGCACAUAUAGAUAAUGAAAUACAGUCUGAGCUACAGUUUAUAUAUUAGCAAGACCAAAAUCAUACUGGCU
Molecule: messenger RNA, 2634 nt
Organism: Aspergillus ruber CBS 135680
Lineage: Eukaryota; Fungi; Ascomycota; Eurotiomycetes; Eurotiales; Aspergillaceae
Product: FTFMHR domain-containing protein
Exons: 3
Coding region: 114-2552 (812 amino acids)
Biological process (GO): regulation of transcription by RNA polymerase II; DNA-templated transcription
Cellular component (GO): chromatin
Molecular function (GO): DNA-binding transcription factor activity, RNA polymerase II-specific; zinc ion binding; RNA polymerase II cis-regulatory region sequence-specific DNA binding
Source: RefSeq, a predicted model, not a curated record